UUAAUAAGGCAGAUUAUCUUUUUUAUGUAUGAUGCGUGAGAGCCCUGUGUAAGAACAAUAUUUUCCUCAUUGUUAUAACGGAAGUGAAUUUUUCCCGUAAUAUUUUAACUUCCUGUGAAAAAAAUACAAAAUUCUGCAAAAAUAUGCGCCGCUCGCAACGUCUUAUGAAGAAAACAGAAAUUACUAACAAACCUACUGACCUUGUGUAUGGUAGCACUCCCGGUUAUGAUAAAGCUAAUAUGGAUAUUAAAAUACAAAGAGAUAAUGAAGAUAACGGAAGUGUCACGAAUGAGACAAAAUUUAACAGAUUACCUACACCAGUGGGUAAGGUUUACAGCUCAGAGUUAUCUAACGAUAUUACAAGUCAUAAGUUUGUGAGUACAGGGAUUGUAGGGGCGAUUCCAAUAAACACACAGAAAAAGAAUCCUAUAUCUAAACAGAGGAACCAAAAACGAGGUCAUCGAUCAGCAGCGGUUGCAUCAACUGCUAGUAAAGGAAGAAAAAAGCGCAUAACACAGAAAAAAACCCCUGGACAAAGAAAAAGUUCAUUGGCUGCUGCCAUGGAGAACAAUGAAAUAAAAGCUCCCACCAUAUCUAUCGACAGUUAUUUGAACCCAUUAAGAGACCCAUUAAUUCGAACUGAAGUAACAGCUAGGCCGAUGGAAAGUAAAUCUUUAUAUUCUUGCAAUAAAGGAAUUCCUACAAUGAGCAUCCAAUCAAACACAUAUUCUCUAUUACCUCCAAUUUAUCCCACUCAUUUCACUAAUCAAAACUUUGAUGACAAAUUAAAUAAUCCAACAUCACAAUGGAAACCUGCUUCCGUUUAUAAUAAGAACGUAUUACCAGAAACCAAUUUUCCUACACCAGAAUUAACACAAACUCUCGAUUUUGAUUCAUCAACUUCUACACUUUCCCUACCGGAGUCGUUACGAGAAGUAUUUGGCUGCGAUGAUAUACGAGAUAUUUUAAAAUUGGAUAAAGUUAUAUUUCGUAUGCAAGUUUUACACUUACAAACUUUAGCAUAUGUGUUAAAUAUUCAAUAUGAUUACUUAAUUAAUUUGGUGGAGAAGAUAAUGAAACUGGAUACUGAAACAUUGAAAAAAGUAGCUUUUGCGUUUCAGCCUGAAGCUGUACCAACGAAGUGUCCAACUAUAAACAUCGAAGAAAAAUUCAUAUUAUUAGACUAAAAAUAAUAACUGAAAAGCUUCCUAAAUUAAAGAAAUAAACACACUUCUGUAUAUAAUAUGGCAAUCGUACGUUAUUCUCAAAAAUUUGAACACAUAUGCGCGGCUGAAGUGAAACUUCGUCAAGUCACCAUAUUUUAUAUGCGUAUUUUUCUGCACAAUAAUGAAUAACUAUCUUAAACUUAAUCAUGCCUAUUACGGUAUCCGAUGGAUGCCAUCCGCAUGGAUCUAAAAUAUAUA
This is a messenger RNA of Rhagoletis pomonella (apple maggot), 1424 nucleotides long. RefSeq lists its product as uncharacterized. The record is from RefSeq and is a predicted model, not a curated record. Lineage: Eukaryota; Metazoa; Arthropoda; Insecta; Diptera; Tephritidae. Bases 144 to 1187 code for a protein of 347 amino acids. The transcript has 2 exons.